This is a messenger RNA of Medicago truncatula (barrel medic), 2014 nucleotides long. RefSeq names its product probable DNA-3-methyladenine glycosylase 2. Gene Ontology annotation, molecular function: DNA-7-methylguanine glycosylase activity; alkylated DNA binding; DNA-3-methyladenine glycosylase activity. Gene Ontology annotation, cellular component: protein-DNA complex; nucleus. NCBI's taxonomy places the organism in Eukaryota, Viridiplantae, Streptophyta, Magnoliopsida, Fabales, Fabaceae. The coding region runs from base 57 to 902 and encodes 281 amino acids. The transcript has a single exon. The record is from RefSeq and is a predicted model, not a curated record. Gene Ontology annotation, biological process: DNA alkylation repair; base-excision repair; base-excision repair, AP site formation.
UCAAUCUUCAUUAUCUAAUAUCCCUUCACCCCCAAAUUUGAGUCUGACAAACAACCAUGAAACGAACUCGAUCUCAAAUCAAAUCCAACCCCACACCCAUCACAAAUCCACAACCCCCAAUCAAAACCUUAAUCUCUUCAAAAAUCACCUUCCCCGCCAAAAAAAUCCUUAAACCCACCAUCAAAACCAAAGAAGAAGUGAAAAAACCACACUUUCCCCUUCUCACACCAAUAAUCCAAAAACCAUUAACAUCACAAAACGAAAUCACCGCCGCACUCAACCACCUCCGCGCUGCUGACCCACUCCUUUCCACCAUCAUCAACACCUUCCCUCCACCCCAAUUCUCAAACUCAAACGCUAUCACACCUUUCUUCUCUCUCAUCAAAACCCUAAUCUCCCAACAACUCUCCAUCAAAGCAUCCUCUUCAAUCGAACAACGCUUCAUCUCGCUCUUCACCAACCAAUGUUCCAUCCUCCCAAACACCGUUUUAUCCGUUACACCGGACACUCUUCGUUCCGUUGGAAUCUCGGCGCGAAAAGCAACCUACAUUCACGACCUAGCAACCAAGUACGCUGAUGGGUUUUUAUCGGAUUCAUCGAUUGUUGAAAUGGACGAUGAAAUGCUUUACGAGAAACUAAUGUCGGUUAAGGGAAUUGGACCGUGGUCGGUUCAUAUGUUUAUGAUAUUUACGCUUCAUCGUCCUGAUGUUUUGCCUGUUGGUGAUCUUGUUGUGAGAAGAGGUGUUGAGAAAUUGUAUGGUCUUAAGGUUUUGCCUUCUCCUGAAAAAAUGGAGGGUUUGUGUGAGAAAUGGAAGCCUUAUAGGUCUGUUGGGUCUUGGUAUAUGUAUAGGUUUGUUGAAGCUAAAGGGGUUUUACCAAAUCCCACCACUACUACUACAUAGAUUGGGAUUCAGUGACUUUGGUGGCGGAGAAAUCAUUGUGACUUUGGUGCAUUUUCGUGUAUUUCAUGAAUGAGAACGAUGAAAGAGAAAUGAUAAAUAAGACGAGAGGGAGAUAGUGCAAUAUAGGAGAGAGAUAGACACAAGUAAUUUUUCUUUAAAGGUAGCGGAUCUGGGUCCACUACGACACUAUGCUAACGAAUCUGUUAGUAAGUUAAGUUGUAUUUGUGUGUAACUUGUGUUUCAAGUUCUAACCUUUGUUAUCCAGUUUUUUUUUAAACUUUUUUGUGUUGCUUCUCUUAGUCUUUGAAGAUGUGACUGAUUUGUAUUAGGAUUAAUUAAUGUUUUGUAUUUCAAGUUUGGUGAAAAAUGAAAAUCAAUUUGGAUGGUUGUGUUUGUUUUAGAAAGAAAAACUUGCGGUGGAAGAUGUCAAGGCAUUUUUUGUAAGGGAUGUUUGGUUUGGAUGGAUAAUAUCAAACUUUUGGAGGGCAUUCAUGAAUUUUUAACGAGCUUAAUUUCUUAGUCAUGUUUGGAUUAAAUGUGAGUUUGAUGUUGUUGAAAUUUUGAACUGUACACCCUCUAGUUUAAGCAAAAAUUUACUUUUUAGGUUCAUCGAAUAACUCAUGUACAUGACACUAUUUUACCAGAUACAUCAGUUGUUGUUUAAUGAUCCUAAAAGGUUGUAUUUUGCUUAUAAUAGUGACUAGAGAGUGUAGUAUUUGUCAAAAUCAUAGUAGCACUAUGAUUAUGCAGUUGCUUAUCCAAAAAUGCGCUUACAUGUUGUGUGAAGAUAUUUGUUCAAUUCAUGUGUUGGUUCAGUUGGGUACGUGUAAGAGGAUUCUCUCUGGUUUUACAAAUUUGCAAACUGAGGAUAAAUUGGGCCAUGUUUCCCGAGGUAGGCCGCCUUCUCUCAGGCCAGCAGUCUUCUACUUCUAGUCGACUGCUCUAUGACGGGCUUCCCUGUAUCCUGGGCUCUGCUUGCUCGUCUACGCUCCGACCCAGCAAGUAAGAAUUGAAAAUCUUUCCUUCUCCCUUACGGUCGAGAACUACGUACCUUGCCUGCAUUAAGAUUUAAAACUUGUCGUCAAAAAGGCAAUCAAUCAGAAUCAAGAAAA